GUGACACUUCCACUGACAGCUCCUCAUCAUGGCGGCAAACGGGACCGCCGAAUCCCAGUGGCUGGCCCAGCUGGAAGCCAUGCGCCAGGCUAUUGCCGAUCUCAAGCUUCCCAAAGACCCCGCCAACGAAACGAGUUACGGAAGCGAUUUGGACCUGGAUUUCGACGACGACUAUUCAUCCCCCGGAACAGCUGACGAUGACAUCUGGGAUAUCCUCAGCUCUGACGAUGAGUCCAGCGAGGCUCUUGACGACUUUGACGACCUCCCCCCUCCCCCGUCCUCGGGCUACGACCAGUUCUGGCUCGAGCAGAAGUGCCAGAGCAUCACUGCCAGCAAGCCGGGAAUGGACGCCGCAGAGCUAACACAGCAAAUUACCGCUGCUCUCGCCACCGACAGCGGAGACGAUGAGCUGCAGAUGUCGCUGGCCGAAAUCGUGGGAUUCGACGAUCUCGAUUUCGUGAUCGACUUGAUCGCCCACAGGGUGGAUAUCGUUGCGAGUGCACAUACCGGUCCGGAGGCUCAGACUGAUGGCCUGAUGGCAGGGAAGCUGCAGACGAGGGCGGAGCGGGAGCAAGCCUUGCGACAGCAGGACUAUGAACACAAGAACGCGACGUUGCUGCCGGCACAGACCAGAGGGGAACCGCAGUACCCUCAUGUCUUCAAGUCCAGUGAUUCCCGGAAUGUUCUUGCCAUUGGGGGCAAAAGCUACGGGCUUCCCUUGGGCAGCAGGCAGUUCGAUGAGCAGAAGUACACUGAGAUUGAGGUUCCUGCGUCGAAGGUUGGUUACACGAGACCGGGAGAGAAACUUGUGCAGAUCGCGUCCCUGGAUGGACUAUGCCAAGGCACGUUCAAAGGCUACAAGUCGCUCAAUCGCAUGCAAAGUCUACUAUAUGAGGUGGCCUACAAGACUAAUGAGAAUAUGCUCAUCUGUGCCCCCACCGGUGCGGGUAAAACCGAUGCUGCUAUGCUUACGAUCCUGAAUGCUAUUGGAAAGAACACUGUUCCGAACCCCAUCGAAGAGCCACAAGCCACUGAGUUUGCGGUGCAGGUGGAUGAUUUCAAGAUCAUCUAUGUGGCUCCGAUGAAGGCUUUGGCUGCCGAGGUCACGGAGAAGCUCGGGAAACGACUGGCCUGGCUGGGGAUCAAAGCUCGCGAACUCACUGGUGAUAUGCAACUGACAAAACGAGAGAUUAUGGAGACUCAGAUUAUCGUCACCACCCCUGAAAAAUGGGAUGUGGUUACCCGGAAGAGCACGGGAGAUACGGAGCUUGUGCAAAAAGUACGCCUGCUGAUUAUCGAUGAAGUCCACAUGCUGCACGACGAGCGUGGUGCAGUCAUCGAAUCAUUAGUGGCUCGUACUCAGCGUCAAGUUGAGAGCACGCAGUCGUUGAUUCGUAUCGUCGGCCUUUCUGCCACUCUGCCCAACUAUGUCGACGUUGCAGACUUCCUCAGGGUGAACAAGAUGGCUGGUCUGUUCUUCUUCGAUCAAUCAUUCCGUCCUGUGCCCCUCGAGCAACAUUUCAUUGGUGUCAAAGGCAAGCCCGGCUCGAAGCAGUCUCGUGAGAACAUCGAUGUCGUGGCCUUCGAGAAAGUUCGUGAUAUGCUCGAGAGAGGACACCAAGUCAUGGUUUUCGUACACUCCCGGAAGGACACUGUUAUGACAGCUCGAAUGCUGCGCCAGAUGGCGACUGAGGAUGGGUGCGACAGCCUGUUCAGCUGCCAAGAGCACGAAGGAUAUUCAAAUGCUCUCAGCGAUGUGAAACGUAGCCGUGCCCGCGAGCUGCGCGAAUUGUUUGCUGGCGGGUUGGGCACGCAUCACGCUGGAAUGAGCCGGAGUGACCGUAAUCUCAUGGAGCGCUUGUUCUCUGAAGGCCUCCUCAAGGUGCUCUGCUGUACUGCCACGCUUGCCUGGGGUGUCAACCUUCCCGCUGCUGCCGUCGUCAUCAAGGGUACCCAGUUGUACAACCCACAAGAAGGUAAAUUCGUCGAUUUGGGAAUUCUUGAUGUUUUGCAGAUCUUUGGUCGUGCUGGUCGUCCCCAAUUCCAGGAUACGGGUAUUGGCUUCAUCUGUACGACUCAUGACAAGCUUCAACAUUAUAUUUCCGCUGUAACAUCGCAGCAACCGAUUGAGUCUCGCUUCUCUAGCCGCUUGGUGGAUAACUUGAAUGCCGAGAUCUCUCUUGGCACGGUCACUUCGGUUCCCGAAGCAGUCCAAUGGCUGGGAUAUUCCUAUCUUUUCGUUCGUAUGAAACGCGAGCCACGCAACUAUGGGAUUGACUGGGCGGAGAUACGUGACGAUCCCAUGUUGGUUCAAAGACGCCGCCAGCUGAUCAUCCAAGCCGCUCUCGUGCUGCAGAAGAGUCAAAUGAUCAUCUUCAAUGAAAAGACUGAGGAGCUUCGUGCGAAAGACGUUGGACGUAUUGCAAGCCAGUACUAUGUUCUGCAAACCAGCAUUGAGAUUUUUAAUGGACUUAUGAGACCUCGAGGAAGCGAAGCUGAUGCGUUGAGGAUGAUCAGUAUGAGUGGUGAAUUCGACAACAUCCAAGCCCGAGAGAGCGAGUCCAAGGAGCUGAACAAGCUGCGGGACGAGGUGAUCCAGACAGAGGUAGAGGGUGGUAAUGACUCCCCACAUGCUAAGACCAAUAUCCUGCUCCAGUCGUAUAUCUCUCGCGCCAGAAUUGAAGAUUUUGCCCUGGUGUCCGAUACAGGUUAUGUGGCACAGAAUUCGGCACGUAUCUGCCGUUCUCUAUUCAUGAUUGCGUUGAACCGACGUUGGGGAUACCAAUGCCAGGUUUUGUUGUCUCUGUGUAAGGCUAUCGAGAAGCAGAUGUGGCCCUUUGACCACCCGUUCCAUCAGUUUGAUCUGCCACAGCCGAUCCUCAGGAACUUAGACGACAAGCUUCCAACGUCAUCUAUCGAAUCCAUGAAAGACAUGGAAACAGCCGAGAUCGGACAGUUGGUUCACAAUCACCGGAUGGGCAAGGUGUUGGGAAAGCUGUUGGACAACUUCCCUACCCUAGGCGUGGAGGCUGAAAUCGCACCACUCAACCGUGACGUCUUGCGAAUUCGUCUUAGCCUUUAUCCCGAAUUUACUUGGAACGAUAGGCAUCAUGGAACUUCGGAGUCGUACUGGAUCUGGGUAGAGAAUUCAGAAACCUCUGAGAUCUACCACCACGAGUACUUCAUCCUCAGCAGGAAGAAGCUCAACGAUGAGCACGAGCUGAACUUUACCAUCCCGCUGUCUGAUCCCCUGCCAAGUCAGAUCUAUGUUCGUGCGAUAUCUGAUAGAUGGCUGGGUGCAGAGACGGUAACUCCCGUGUCUUUCCAGCAUCUGAUUCGCCCAGACACGGAAAGUGUGUACACCGAUCUCCUCGACCUUCAGCCUCUCCCUAUAUCGGCACUCAACAACCCGAUACUGGAAGAGCUCUACGGACAACGGUUCCAGUUCUUCAACCCGAUGCAAACGCAGAUAUUCCAUCUGCUUUACCACACCCCAGCGAAUGUUCUGCUCGGUUCUCCCACAGGUAGCGGAAAGACGAUGGCUGCGGAACUGGCUAUGUGGUGGGCUUUCAGGGAGAAGCCUGGCUCGAAGGUUGUGUAUAUUGCUCCGAUGAAAGCUCUCGUUCGUGAACGAGUCCAAGACUGGAAGAAGCGCCUCACGGUAGCGAUGGGCUUGAAGCUGGUCGAGUUAACUGGUGACAACACUCCCGAUACACGGACGAUUCGCGAUGCAGACAUCAUCAUCACGACCCCCGAAAAGUGGGACGGUAUCUCUCGUAGUUGGCAGACCAGGGACUACGUCCGCAAAGUGAGCCUGGUGAUCAUCGACGAAAUUCAUCUGCUGGGUGGCGAUCGAGGACCUAUUCUUGAGAUCAUUGUGUCUCGGAUGAACUACAUUGCCUCGCAAUCCAAGGGAUCUGUCCGGCUGAUGGGAAUGUCCACUGCCUGUGCAAAUGCCUCAGAUCUGGCGAACUGGCUGGGGGUGAAGGAAGGACUGUAUAACUUCCGACACUCUGUUCGUCCCGUGCCCCUCGAGAUCUACAUCGAUGGGUUCCCAGAACAGCGUGGGUUCUGUCCGCUCAUGCAGUCGAUGAACCGGCCAACCUUCCUUGCCAUCAAGAACCACUCUCCGGAGAAGCCGGUAAUUGUGUUUGUCGCCUCCCGCAGACAGACUCGGUUGACUGCUAAAGACCUAAUCAACUACUGUGGAAUGGAGGACAACCCACGUAGAUUUGUCCGCAUGUCCGAGGAGGACUUGCAGCUGAACCUUACCCGAGUUAAGGAUGAGGCCUUGCGGGAAGCCCUCAGCUUUGGUAUCGGUCUGCACCAUGCCGGUCUUGUGGAGUCGGACAGGCAACUGGCCGAGGAAUUGUUCGCGAACAACCAGAUCCAGAUCCUUGUGGCAACCAGCACCCUUGCGUGGGGUGUCAAUCUCCCCGCGCAUCUGGUCGUGGUCAAAGGAACGCAAUUCUUUGACGCCAAGAUCGAGGGCUACAGGGACAUGGACCUGACUGAUGUCCUGCAGAUGCUGGGCCGAGCAGGACGUCCCCAGUUCGACACAUCGGGUAUCGCGCGCAUCUUCACCCAGGAUGCAAAGAAGGCCUUCUACAAGCAUUUCCUACACACUGGCUUCCCGGUAGAAUCCACCCUGCACAAAGUACUCGACAACCACUUGGGCGCCGAAGUUUCCGCGGGCACGAUCGCCACGAAGCAGGAUGCCCUCGACUACCUGACCUGGACAUUCUUCUUCCGCCGACUGCACAAGAACCCUUCAUACUACGGUCUGGAAAUCUCCGCCGAGGAGCACAACACCAUGGCCGCACAAGCGAUCGCCCAGGACUUCAUGAUCGAGCUAGUCGACAAGUCACUAGGCGAGCUCGCCGAGUCAACCUGUGUUAUCCUCGACUCCGCAACCGGCGACGUCGACGCAACACCAUUCGGAAAGAUCAUGAGUUACUACUACCUCUCCCACAAGACAAUCAGAUACCUGAUGGCGCACGCCAAACCCGACCCCACCUUCCAGGACGUGCUAAGCUGGAUGUGUUCGGCCACGGAAUUCGACGAGCUACCCGUCCGCCACAACGAAGACCUGAUCAACGCCGAGCUAGCCCGCAACCUGCCCCUCACCGUCGACUCCAUGGGCGACCUCCCCCUCUGGGAUCCCCACGUCAAAGCCUUCCUCCUGCUGCAAGCAUACAUGUCGCGCAUCGACCUCCCGAUAUCCGACUACGUCGGCGACCAAACCUCCGUCCUCGACCAAGGCAUCCGUGUCAUCCAAGCCUCGAUCGACGUUAUGGCCGAACUGGGCUACCUGCAUGCCUGCACCAUGUUCAUGUCCCUGCUCCAGUGUAUCAAAUCCGCCAGAUGGCCCGAGGACUCGCCCCUCUCCAUCCUCCCAGGCAUCGACACCGACAUCGACCAACCCAACAACAAGAACAAACGCCCCGACCUCCCCGCCUCCCUAACCGCCCUCUCCUUCCUCCCCACCGGCACCAUCUCCUCCCUCGUCCGCAAACUGCACCUCCCAAUCCAAUUCACAAAAGCCACCUCCUACCUCCCCCACCUCUCCCUCGCCCUCUCCACCAUCUCCCCAGCUGGCCUAACCCUCACCCUAUCCCGCAAAAACCCCUCCCAAGACAAAGAAAACCGGAUCUACGCGCCCCGCUUCCCCAAGCCCCAGACAGAGGGCUUCUUCCUCAUCGUGUCUACCGCCACCGCCACAGGGCAAGAUGGAGAUCUCCUAGCCCUAAAGCGCGUGUCUUGGCCGUCGAAAUUCCGACAGCAGCAGCAGCAGCAGCAGCAGCAGCAGCAGCAGCAGCAGCAGCAGGAAAACGCGAGUUCUCGUACCGGCGCGGCCGGAUCGAGUCGACGACCGAAUGGAAACAACCAGCAGAAGGACGGUGGUGGACUCGCGGUCCGGUCGUCUGUCAAGUUUCCUCGGGAUCAACUGGCACAGUCAGGGGCGAGGUUCGUCAAUGUCAGGGUGAUCAGUGAUUCGUAUCCCGGUAUGGAGUGGACGUUGUCUGGGGUGGAGGUGGUGGAUGCAGAGCCUGAGAGGCAGAUGGUUGCUGAGGCGUCGGUUCCGGAGAAGAGUGGAUAGUUGGUUGGUUGGUUAGUUAAUUGGGUAAUUGGGUAAUUGGUUGGUGGUUGUGGGUGUGGUGUUGUUCUGUCUCU
This is a messenger RNA of Aspergillus heteromorphus CBS 117.55, 6174 nucleotides long. RefSeq names its product RNA helicase SLH1. The coding region runs from base 29 to 6100 and encodes 2023 amino acids. The record is from RefSeq and is a predicted model, not a curated record. NCBI's taxonomy places the organism in Eukaryota, Fungi, Ascomycota, Eurotiomycetes, Eurotiales, Aspergillaceae. The transcript has a single exon. Gene Ontology annotation, molecular function: nucleic acid binding; ATP hydrolysis activity; ATP binding.